This is a messenger RNA of Rotaria sp. Silwood2, 1476 nucleotides long. NCBI's taxonomy places the organism in Eukaryota, Metazoa, Rotifera, Eurotatoria, Philodinida, Philodinidae. The record is from the annotation of a GenBank genome assembly.
AUGGUAUUACCUCGUAAAACCAAAUCAAUUGGAAAUCGACAUGAAUUAAAUAUUAAAAAACGUAAAACAACAAUAACGAACAGUAAUAAUAAAAAGAAAUCAAAACGACGUUUAUUAAUAACAAAAUCAAUUCUUACAAAACGAAACAAAUUAACUAAGCGUGUAGAUUUAAACGAUCCAUCAAUAAAUACAAUAACAUUACGACGAAGUAGACGUUUAAAUAAUAAAACUAAACAAUUAACUUCUCUUCCUUCUCCUAUUCUAAAAACUUAUCCAUUACGUUCACGUUUACAACGUACAAAUAAUUCUAUACCAUUAACAACUAAUCAUCGUUCACAUUCAAUAAAACAAGAACAUUUAUUAUCAUCAAUGGGUCUUCGUAAUGGUAAAAUAGUUAAUUUACGUUCAUUUAUACCUGGUGGUACAACAUCACCAUCAACUCAAGAUAUAACAACAUCAUCAUUACCAUUACUUUCAUUUAAUCCUUUACCAAUACAUCAUCCAACAACAUUACCAUAUUCAUCAACAAAUACAAAUAAUAAUAAUAAUAAUAACAAUAAUAAUAAUAAUGAUUUUAAUUCAUUAUAUUAUUAUUCAAAUAUAACAAAUCAUCCAUCAUUAGAUCCAAGUAAAUAUUUUCCUAUUAGACUUGAUAUACUUCUUGAUCGACCACCUGUUUCACGUGAAAAACAAAUUGAAUAUGGAUGGAAUCAUGAAGAUCGUUCAAUGAAUAUUUUUGUUAAACAUAAUGAUCCAUGCACUUUUCAUCGACACCCUGUUGCACAAAGUACUGAUGCAGUUCGAUGUAAAAAAGGAUUUACAAGUGGUAUUCAUGUAUGGGAAAUUGAAUGGAAUACAAGACAACGUGGCACACAUGCAGUUGUAGGGGUAGGUACCUUAAGAGCUCCACUCCAUUGUCCUGGUUAUCAAGCAUUAGUUGGCAUGAAUCAAGAAUCAUGGGGAUGGGAUUUAGGUAGAAAUAAACUUUAUCAUAAAGGCAUUAAUAGUGUAUAUGCAUCAACACAAUAUCCUUUAACGGCAGCAAGUUCAUCUAAUUUAUUAUCAUCAUCAACAACAACAACAUCAUCAUCUGCAAUAACUGAUCCAGCUGAUGCAAUAAAUAAUAAUGGUAUUGCAUAUUCAACAAAAUCUGAUGAAUGUUUUGUUGUACCAGAUAAAUUUCUUGUUGUUCUUGAUAUGGAAGAAGGAACAUUGUCAUAUAUUGUUGAUGGGCAAUAUUUAGGUGUUGCAUUUAGUAAUCUUAAAGAUAAAGGUGCACUUUAUCCAAUGGUUUCAUCAGUAUGGGGUCAUUGUGAAAUAACAAUGCGUUACAUAAAUGGAUUAGAACCUGAACCACUUCAAUUAAUGGAUUCAUGUCGUCGACUAAUACGUAAACAAUUAGGACGAACGAAUUUACAUUUAAUCAAUGAUUUACCAUUACCUACUUCUCUUCGAAAUUAUUUGAUUUAUCAAUAG